Penicillium subrubescens is the source of this 1107-nucleotide messenger RNA. RefSeq names its product malate dehydrogenase. Gene Ontology annotation, molecular function: L-malate dehydrogenase (NAD+) activity. Gene Ontology annotation, cellular component: cytoplasm. The transcript has 8 exons. The record is from RefSeq and is a predicted model, not a curated record. Gene Ontology annotation, biological process: carboxylic acid metabolic process; tricarboxylic acid cycle. Bases 118 to 1107 code for a protein of 329 amino acids. Lineage: Eukaryota; Fungi; Ascomycota; Eurotiomycetes; Eurotiales; Aspergillaceae.
AACAACUCAAAUAAAUAACCCGAUCCCCUCCUUCCCUCCUUACUUCUCCUCUUCUCCGUUCCACUACCACCAAUCUCUUCCAUUAAUUCUCUUCCAUUUCACAAACCAUCUCACAUCAUGGUCAAGGCUGUUGUUCUUGGUGCCUCUGGCGGCAUUGGCCAGCCCCUCUCUCUCCUCCUGAAGGCCUCGCCUCUGGUUGACGAGCUCGCCCUCUACGAUGUCGUCAACACUCCCGGUGUUGCUGCCGAUCUGUCCCACAUCUCCUCCCCUGCCAAAAUCACUGGCUACCUCCCCAAGGAUGAUGGCCUCAAGAACGCUCUGACCGGCGCCGACAUCGUUGUCAUCCCCGCUGGCAUUCCCCGUAAGCCCGGUAUGACCCGUGACGACCUCUUCAAGAUCAAUGCCGGCAUUGUCCGUGACCUGGCCAAGGGUAUCGCCGAGUUCUGCCCCAACGCCUUCACUCUGGUCAUCUCCAACCCCGUCAACUCUACCGUCCCCAUUGCCGCCGAGGUCCUCAAGGCCGCUGGCGUCUUCAACCCCCAGCGCCUGUUCGGUGUCACCACUCUCGAUGUCGUUCGCGCCGAGACCUUCACCCAGGAGUUCUCUGGUCUGUCCGACCCCUCCAAGGCUACCGUUCCCGUUAUCGGCGGUCACUCUGGCGAGACCAUUGUUCCCCUCUUCAGCAAGGUCUCCCCCGACUUCAAGAUCCCCGCUGAUCGCUACGACGCUCUUGUCAACCGCGUUCAGUUCGGUGGUGAUGAGGUUGUCAAGGCCAAGGAUGGUGCCGGUUCCGCCACUCUGUCCAUGGCUUUCGCUGGUUUCCGCUUCGCCGAGGCUGUGAUCAAGGCCGCCAAGGGCGAGAAGGGCAUUGUCGAGCCUACCUUCGUCUACCUGCCCGGUGUCCCCGGUGGUGACGAGAUCGCCAAGGCCACUGGUGUUGACUUCUUCUCUACCCCCGUCGAGCUUGGCCCCAACGGUGCCGAGAAGGCCACCAACAUCCUCGGCGGUGUCACCGACCAGGAGAAGACCCUCCUCGAGGCUUGCAUCAAGGGCCUCAAGGGCAACAUCGAAAAGGGUGUUGAGUUUGUCAAGAACUCCUCAAAGUAA